This is a messenger RNA of Fusarium oxysporum Fo47, 4305 nucleotides long. RefSeq names its product aminophospholipid-translocating P4-type ATPase DRS2. Gene Ontology annotation, molecular function: ATPase-coupled intramembrane lipid carrier activity; ATP hydrolysis activity; ATP binding. The record is from RefSeq and is a predicted model, not a curated record. Gene Ontology annotation, cellular component: plasma membrane. Gene Ontology annotation, biological process: endocytic recycling; intracellular protein transport; post-Golgi vesicle-mediated transport. The transcript has 3 exons. The coding region runs from base 126 to 4220 and encodes 1364 amino acids. NCBI's taxonomy places the organism in Eukaryota, Fungi, Ascomycota, Sordariomycetes, Hypocreales, Nectriaceae.
GACAUCAAAUAAUUGAGUUUUACUUGCUCGAUCGAACCGUUCAUCGCGCAACGUCAUUUCAUAAAAUCCGCAUGCUGGUAGCCGCCUUUGCCAGUCGAUAGUCUAGCCUUCAACUGUCCGCCGCCAUGGCUGGGCGACCGCCUGGAGGAGGUUUCGAUACGGGACACUCGAAUAAUCGCGACGAUCUGUUACUCGACCUUGACAAUGACCAACCUGUUUACAGUGGCGGACAGCGCUCCAAUCUCAACGAUGACGACCUGAUGCGCUUUCACGAACAGAAUCAAGACCCCCCACCAGGACGUACCUCUGUGUCCUAUGACGACUUCGUCGGUGCUCGAGACGCGAACCAUGCUUCGACCGCACAACCUGCCGGCGGGUUAGGUGUACCGCCCAGAUCUGGUCCAGGUUCGAAUCCCUACCUUACGAGACAGUAUAGCCAAACUUCCGAACUCGGCAAUUACCAACGCUACGCUGAUGAUUUCGAUGAUUAUCCCGUCGAUGGCGACUCGUACUAUCAUCAAGAUGGAGGGGCAAGAGUUGACGAGACUACCCCGGGCCUUGGUAGGAACAACGCGCGGAAUCGAAACAGCGUCUUGGGCCUUGGUGGAGGUUUUCUUGGUAAAGUCAAGAAUAGGUUAGGCCUCGGUCAAGGAUAUUCAGAGAUGGAUCUGCCUCUGACAGAACCCGGCCAUGAACGAGGAGAUUCCGUUGGAGGGAACUCUCAUCAGCCACCGCAGCAGGCUCAAAAGGGCAGGUUUGAUAUGGGUAACUUCAAGUUUGGAUUUGGCCGAUCGAAGCCGGAUCCGUCAACCCUUGGUCCUCGACUCAUAUACCUUAAUAAUCCGCCAGCCAAUGCCGCCAACAAGUAUGUUGAUAACCAUAUCUCGACUGCGAAAUACAACGUCGCAACCUUUCUACCGAAAUUUCUGUACGAGCAAUUCUCAAAGUUUGCCAACAUCUUCUUCUUGUUUACUGCCGCGCUUCAGCAGAUCCCCAAUCUGUCACCAACGAACCCCUACACAACUAUUGCACCCCUCAUAGUGGUGCUUAUUAUAUCUGCCGUCAAGGAAUUGGUCGAGGACUACCGCAGAAAGCAAGCCGAUAAUGCUCUCAAUACUUCUAAAGCGCGGGUCCUACGAGGUUCAACUUUCCAGGAAACGAAGUGGAUCAAUGUGGCCGUCGGGGACAUAAUACGAGUGGAAUCGGAAGAACCUUUCCCUUCUGAUUUAGUUCUUUUGGCUAGUUCUGAGCCCGAAGGUCUCUGUUAUAUCGAAACAGCAAACCUUGAUGGUGAAACAAACCUCAAGAUCAAACAAGGGCUGCCAGAAACUUCCUCAAUGGUUUCACCCAAUGAGCUUAGCAGGCUGGGAGGACGUAUCAAGUCGGAACAGCCCAAUAGUAGUCUUUACACAUAUGAGGCAACAUUGACAAUGCAGACUGGAGGCGGAGAAAAGGAAUUUGCUCUCAAUCCAGAGCAACUCCUUCUCAGAGGUGCUACUUUGCGAAACACGCCUUGGGUUCACGGUGUUGUAGUGUUUACUGGCCACGAAACGAAACUCAUGCGAAAUGCUACUGCUGCUCCUAUUAAGCGUACCAAGGUUGAGAGGAAACUCAACAUGCUUGUCCUCUUAUUGGUAGGUAUCUUACUGGUUCUGAGUAUCGUGUGUACCGUUGGAGAUUUGAUCCAGCGGAAGGUCGAAGGCGAUGCUCUCUCCUAUCUCUUCCUGGAUCCCACCAACACUGCUGGUCAAAUCACUCAAACAUUCCUCAAGGACAUGGUCACAUACUGGGUUUUGUUUUCGGCACUGGUUCCCAUUUCUCUCUUCGUCACCGUGGAGUUGGUGAAAUAUUGGCAUGGAAUCCUGAUCAACGAUGAUCUCGACAUGUACUACGAUAAGAACGAUACACCUGCUACCUGCCGAACGUCAAGCUUGGUCGAAGAACUUGGCAUGGUUGAAUACGUAUUCUCAGACAAGACUGGAACCCUCACCUGUAAUCAGAUGGAGUUCAAGCAAUGUUCGAUUGCCGGAAUUCAAUACUCAGAAGAUGUGCCAGAGGAUCGUCGCCCAACUAUGGUUGACGGCGUUGAAGUCGGUCUUUUCGAUUACAAGGCGCUCAAGGCUAACCUCGCCAACGGACACGAGACUGCCCCUGCCAUCGAUCACUUCUUGUCACUGCUCGCAACUUGCCAUACUGUCAUUCCGGAAAUGGAUGAGAAAGGAGGUAUCAAGUACCAAGCUGCUUCUCCUGAUGAAGGCGCUUUGGUCGCUGGUGCCCUGGAUCUCGGGUUCAAGUUCACUGCUCGAAAGCCAAAGUCGGUCAUCAUCGAUGCUAAUGGCCGCGAACUUGAAUAUGAACUUCUUGCUGUUUGCGAAUUUAACUCGACUCGAAAGCGAAUGUCAACUAUUUACCGAUGCCCUGAUGGAAAGAUUCGAUGCUAUUGUAAGGGUGCCGACACCGUCAUUCUCGAACGACUCAAUGAUCAGAAUCCGCAUGUCGAAGUUACACUCCGACAUCUUGAAGAGUACGCCUCUGAAGGUCUGCGAACGCUAUGUUUGGCUAUGCGAGAAAUCCCAGAGAAUGAGUUUCAGGAAUGGUACAAGAUUUACGAUACUGCCCAGAUGACCGUUGGCGGCAACCGCGCUGAGGAAGUGGACAAGGCUUCGGAAAUUAUCGAGAAGGACUUCUUUUUACUUGGCGCAACUGCCAUCGAGGAUCGCCUUCAGGAUGGCGUUCCAGAGACAAUUCACACUUUACAACAGGCCAAUAUUAAAGUUUGGGUUUUGACUGGAGAUCGUCAAGAAACCGCCAUUAACAUCGGGAUGAGUUGCAAGCUCCUCAGCGAAGAUAUGAUGCUUCUGAUCGUUAACGAGGAAACGGCUGCUGCUACACGCGACAACAUUCAGAAGAAGAUGGAUGCCAUCAGGACGCAGGGAGAUGGCACAAUCGAAACAGAAACAUUAGCUUUGAUCAUUGAUGGAAAGUCUUUGACAUUCGCUCUCGAAAAGGAUUUGGAAAAACUGUUCCUUGACUUAGCCAUUAUGUGCAAGGCUGUCAUUUGCUGCCGCGUAUCUCCUCUUCAAAAGGCCCUUGUUGUAAAGCUGGUCAAGAAGUAUCAAAAGGAGUCCAUUCUUCUCGCUAUUGGCGAUGGAGCAAAUGACGUCUCCAUGAUUCAAGCUGCACAUAUUGGCAUUGGUAUCAGUGGUGAAGAAGGUCUUCAGGCCGCCCGAAGUGCGGAUGUUGCUAUCGCUCAAUUCCGCUUUCUCCGAAAGUUAUUGUUGGUUCAUGGCGCAUGGAGUUAUCAGCGUGUCACGAAGACGAUUUUGUUCUCAUUCUAUAAGAACAUCGCAUUAUAUAUGACACAAUUUUGGUACACAUUCCAAAACGUAUUUUCCGGUCAGGUUAUCUACGAGUCAUGGACACUAUCCUUCUACAACGUUUUUUACACCGUUCUACCCCCUCUAGCGCUCGGUAUUCUGGAUCAGUUCAUCUCGGCUCGCCUGCUGGAUCGAUACCCCCAGCUUUACAUGAUGGGCCAGCAGAACUACUUCUUUCGAUUCAAAGUUUUCACACAGUGGAUAGGCAACGCUAUCUACCAUUCUAUUGUGCUGUACAUUUGGGCGCAGCUCUUCUGGUAUGGUGACCUUAUCCAAGGAGAUGGCAAGAUUGCUGGUCAUUGGGUGUGGGGUACGGCGCUCUACGGUGCCACUCUCCUCACCGUCCUAGGUAAGGCUGCUCUAGUCACCAACAACUGGACCAAGUACCAUGUCCUCGCCAUACCUGGAAGCAUGGCCAUUUGGUACGUGCUUACUGCCGUCUAUGGUAUCGUAGCGCCUAUGGCAGGCGUGUCCAUGGAGUACUUCGGUACCAUACCAAGGAUCUACGAAAGCCCCGUGUUUUGGCUCCAAACGGUCUGCCUCGCCAUUAUGUGCCUCUUGCGUGACUUUGUCUGGAAGUAUGCGAAGCGUAUGUACCGACCACAGACAUACCAUCACAUCCAGGAAAUCCAGAAGUACAAUAUUCAGGACUAUCGGCCCAGAAUGGAGCAGUUUCAGAAAGCAAUUCGGAAAGUGCGGCAAGUGCAACGUAUGCGUAAACAACGCGGAUAUGCCUUCUCGCAAGCAGACGAGAGUCAAACACGUGUGCUCCAAGCAUACGAUACCACGAAGCAUCGUGGACGAUAUGGUGAGAUGGCCAGUUCAAGGCCAGCGGGCAGGUAACCGGCAGGGGCAGAAGGGGAGAUGGAUCGUGCGCAGGUCUUUUGAGAAUGCCUGUGUGGUUCGCGUGACGAAUACAAAAUAUUGG